Molecule: messenger RNA, 2050 nt
Organism: Clunio marinus
Lineage: Eukaryota; Metazoa; Arthropoda; Insecta; Diptera; Chironomidae
Source: the annotation of a GenBank genome assembly
AUAACAAAACGAAUUCCGAGAAAGUUAGUAAAUUAGAAAAAUCUUUUGGUAUUCCUUUUAGAAUAAUUAGAUAUGAACCGUGUAAAUAAUAAAGCCUCAAGGCUAAUAGAGUUAUAUUGUGAAAUAGAGCUUAAGAGUAUUGAAAACGAGCCAAUAAUUACAAAAAUAAAUCCAAUUGAUUAUCCAGAUGGAGAUGUUUUAAAAAUAAUUCCUAAUUUUUGUUAUCCGUACAAAAGUAAAGUGGAGAAAAAAAAUUCUCCGUUAUCGUACUCGUUCGUGCUAACGAAUGAAAGUUUUCAAUUUGGUUUCGUUCGGAAAGAGAUUGGAAGUUUAAAAUCUGUUGUGAUUUUAUCAUACUGGCCGUGGCAUGAUGUUUUCUUAAAGUUUCUCAACAUUCUCGCUGAUAUUAGAAAAAAAGUGUCUGAGAAAGAGUUUGAUACGUUUCUCAGUUCGGUGUUUAGAAAGACAAUUCCCGAUGAACACAAUUUAAUUAACUUGACUUUCUCGAAUAGCAGUGGAAAUGUCUUUCAAGAUUUAAUUUUUAGAAGACCGCUUAGUAGACAGUUACCAUCAAUUCCAGAAAAUCAUAAUUUAAAUCUCUUCUUCAACUACAUUGAACCGAAGACGAUGAUUGAAAUUUUUGCAGCAUUACUAGCUGAACGUCGCAUAAUUUUUGUAUCAAAUAAUCUCGAUAAAUUAUCGUCCUGUCUACAAGCAUCAUGUUCACUUCUCUUUCCUAUGAUUUGGCAACACAUAUACAUCCCAAUACUACCAAUGAAGCUAAAAGAUUAUUUAUCAGCACCAAUGCCUUUCUGCAUUGGAUGUCCAGAAGCCGUCUUCGAUACUGUCAGAAGAGAAGAAAUUGGAGACGUUGUGAUAAUAGAUUGUGAUAGGAACUGCAUUGAGUCGCCUCAUAAUGAUAUUGCAGAAAUGCCACAAGACAUCGUCGCGUAUUUGAAGAAACAAUUAACAAACCCAUCAGCUGAUUUACGAGGCAAUCGAAUACCGAAAAUAUUUCUCAGUUCUCUAGUUCAGAUCAUUGGAGGCUAUCGAGAUGCUAUUAAGUACACGGAAAAUAAAUUAAAAUUCGAUAAUGACGUUUUCAUCGACUCACAAUCGCCUUCGAAUAAAAGUUUCGUUCAAAAGAUUGUGCAAUUGCAAAUAUUUCAACAAUUUGUCGAGGAACGUUUGAAGCUCAUCCAAAAUGGUUCGGAAAUGUCAGAUGAAUUCGAAAUGGAAGUUGAACUUCAUGCUGAACGUAUGGGAAAGAAAUUUAAUCAGUAUAAGGAAGUUUUUAGAAACUUUCGUAGUCGUGCAAAUCCAGCAAUGAAAAAUGCUGUGAAGAGUGUUCGAGCAACGUGCAAAGAAUUGAAGCUUAAGAUUAAAGAUAGUUCACAAAAACCUGAAAAAUUUGAUUAUCUCGGCUCGAUUUCAGUUCCUAGAAAGGAGAAAUCAUCUUCCGAUCCUUUCCCAUCCUUUCAACAAUUCUAUCCAAGUGGAUCAAAUAAUUUAAUUGAAAGUCCAUCAACUAGUAGCAGUCAAUCAAGCACAUCAGACAUGAACAUCCUUCAAGAGCUUGAAGCUCUGCCAAUUUUUAAAGCAACAUCAUCAGCAGCAAACGACUCAGAACACUCAACGACAUCACAAGAAAUCAUAAAAGACGAAUGUAAUUUAAUUGACUUAAGUGACAGUAUUGACAGUAUGCAAUUUGAUCCACUCGAGAUUGACGAGCGAAAGAACAACAUUAAUAAUAAUCUUGCAAGCACAAAACAUCGCAACGAUCCUUUUGGGAGUUCAGAACUUUUGCGUGAUGUUGUCGAUGAACUUAAUCGGUCAUCAACAACCGUCGCUUCUAAACGAUCAAAUUGGACAAAGUUUGAGUAGAAGAAAAGAAUUUGUGUCAAUUUUUGAUGUCAAAUUAUGACGACGAAUGGUUUUCAUGUUUGUAAUGUGCAAAAUUAUGUGCAAUUAAAUUUUGUUUGUUGGUUUUUAUUUAGGUCAAAGUCGAAUAGUAAUAAAGCGAGGGUAGAUUGAAAGAAGAAUAAUUAAA